This is a messenger RNA of Striga asiatica, 525 nucleotides long. The record is from the annotation of a GenBank genome assembly. NCBI's taxonomy places the organism in Eukaryota, Viridiplantae, Streptophyta, Magnoliopsida, Lamiales, Orobanchaceae.
GCUUUGAUCAAUUUUCGAUCGCCGCCGCACGCCGCCGCCUUGACGGCGGCUCUCGACUCCAUCACUAUUGCCGUCAACCACUGUGAAUCUGCUCAUCUUCACAGCGUCCGACCCCGAUUCCGGCGACACCAUCUUCGGCUGCAAUUGUCUCGUCGCCGAUCAAAGCCUGCUCAUCGUCACCACAUCAUCAUCGUUCACAGCUUCACGCCCCGCUCUGCGACCAUGGAGCUCCCAGAACACGGCGAAGAGACCACCGCUGGACAAAGGCUUCGAACAACCUAUCCGCCGGAAAAAUCGAAAAUUGAUCACGGCGAUGUCGCGGUGGCAGAGGCGGCAAAUCUCGUGGUGAUUCUGGCGGCAACAGGACAGUCGGCGGCCAGAUUCAUGGAGAUUCCGCGCGUGGCUCAAUGUUGGAUGCAGGGACCGUCGGAGAUGAUGGCAGCGGAGGCGACGGGAGUGUUGGCGGCGGCGGCGACGGGAGUGUUGGCGUGGUCUGUUAUUGCCCGGCGCCGGUGGGCUCAGUUC